This is a messenger RNA of Thelazia callipaeda (thelaziosis nematode), 1011 nucleotides long. Lineage: Eukaryota; Metazoa; Nematoda; Chromadorea; Rhabditida; Thelaziidae. The record is from the annotation of a GenBank genome assembly.
AUGAGUGGGACUUACAGAGACCUAUGGCUGGAUUAUAAAUCUGCGCUUGAUUGUCUGAAAAAAACGUUCCUCAAGAAACCGAAUUACUUUCAGAUCCUAGCGGGCUUGACGGAUGUGGCGUUACGCUUUCAAGAUGAAGAGUGUGAACAGUAUGCAGGUAUGUGCUAUAUUCAGAUAGCGAAAAUUCAUGAAAAGCAAGGCGAUUGGAGUUCACAGUAUGGUAAUUAUCUAAAAGCUGCUAGGUGUUUCAAGAAAGCGGAGUUGAGGAAUUAUGAAAUGAACAUAUUUGCUUGUUCUGAUUAUUCGAACUUUAUGCAAGAUUGUUAUAAUCGAGCUAUCAAUCUCAUUUUUGAUCAUGAUGGAUUUUGGCUUGCUGGUUUGCACUGCACUGAGUUGGGCUCUACACUGUGUAGUAUUGACGAGCAUCAGCUAGCUUUGCCAUAUUUGUUACGAGGAGCUGAACUUUUGAAAGUCGAAUUUCAUAGUAGGUUAGCAGCUUUACAAAAGCUAGCUGCAUGUCAGGCUGAGUUGGAGUUGUACUCAGACGCCCUUUCAACUGUAGAUGACCUGUGGACACUUCAUAUGAAAAAUACAAAUAACCCGAAAUUCGGCUAUGGCGAUGAACUUUUAAAAGAUUGUGAAAUCGCAACUGUACUUCUUCUUCUGUUUAAGAAAAAUGACGAUAUAUCAGGACGGCAUCGUUUAUUACUCUCUCUUUAUGAUAAGUCAUCGCUGAUACCUGAUAAGAAAACAUCACCAGAAUGGAAUGUGCCAUGGAAAAAAUUGCCUCCAAAAGAUUCUUCAUUAUCCAAAGAUUUGUAUUUCUACUUUUACGAAUUUGUGCUGGCUAUCCGUUAUGGUAAUGUAAAAAUGGCCAAAAGAAGUUUUGAUUCUCUUGAAAGUCGUUUAAACUUAAUGUGUAUCAAGUUAGCCAUGAAAAUGUUACAUGAUAUGAUGCAUAAAGGUGGACUGGAUAAACGAGGUUUCGCUGAUAAAUUCAUUUCGGGAUAA